This is a messenger RNA of Nymphaea colorata (pocket water lily), 2088 nucleotides long. RefSeq lists its product as uncharacterized. The transcript has 6 exons. Bases 865 to 1692 code for a protein of 275 amino acids. The record is from RefSeq and is a predicted model, not a curated record. NCBI's taxonomy places the organism in Eukaryota, Viridiplantae, Streptophyta, Magnoliopsida, Nymphaeales, Nymphaeaceae.
CACAUCCAUUUUGGUUGGAGUUCGCAGGAAGUUGCCAUGUGAAAAAGCGAUGGUGGGAGCGAAGAAAAAACGUGGCCGUUUGAAUUGGAAGAGUCUGAGGUGAAAAGGAUAAAGGCUUAAGGCUGCAGCAGAUUAUAGGAAGUGUAGAAAAUCUUCUCUCCGUCAUCAUGAUUUUAUAUCUUCCCUCACCCGGAUGCCAGAUGGGAUUGGGGUGAUGAUUUGAAAGGAGAAUUUUUUUCCUUUUCCCAGAGAGAGAGAGAGAGAGAGAGAGAGAGAGAGAGAGAGAUCUGCAAUGAUUUGAGUGUGGAGGACUCAAGGGGGCCGUAGCGGAAACGCCAUCAUUCGGUUGAGCUCUUUGCAGAUCCAUGCAAAAAAGCAGCAGAGCUUGUGUUCCUCGUAUCGAGAAAGAAGUGACUUGGAGUUGUCAUCGAGUUAGGGGGCUUCAAAAGUUCAUUUGAAGGUCUUUCCUGUAUUAAGGUAGAAGAUGGUGUACGGGUUUAUAUCAACUGAUGGCAGACGAAAUUCAGGAGUAACUCUUUCUCUGCACUUAAAAGGUCGAAAAUGCAAAUUUUCAGAAUUAUAGGCCUCACUAGUCACACGAGUUUGGGUCAUAUUUGCAAAGGUUAUGAGCCACCUAUUUCGAUGUAUGGAUCUGCUUGUCCAAGAGGCAAACUUCAAUUUGCAAAAGCUGGUCAAACUACAAGUUUUUCAACCAAGCCUGCGCACGGAACCUAAACUUCCUGUAUUGCAAUCUAAUCUCGGUCCCCAGACCUCUAUUAUCAAAAGCUGAGAGUGGUGAGAAGAAACAUGACCUCUGAAAGGUGGAAAACGUUCCAUAUGUCGCCAUUUUGAAGAAGGAAAACAAUGGGUUCUUUCAAAGGACACGCGCUGCCUGGCACGCUUUUUCUCAUAAUUGGUGUUUGGCACAUGUGGAGUACUAUCAUGAGAUAUGUGUCAAACCCUAAAUCUUUUAGGGUGAGGAUGUGGAAUCCAGUCCCUGGCUUCGAUGGCAAGUUGAAGUACUUCGAACUUUAUGUUAUUGCUGUGGGCUCAUUUAUCGACAUGUGCAUAGAGUUCCUUUACUCUACCCACUUGAAAAUCAUCGUCAAUGGAGUACUCAAUCCUUCACAUAUGAAUGAUUUUGAGCAUGCUGGGAUGCUCCUCAUGUUCUUUCUACUUGGACUUGUGGCCAUCUUCAGCGAGACAACAAGUUAUCUUCCAUUGCCUGAAGGAGCACUCUGCUUAAUUGCUGCGACUGCCUUCUGUGGUGAAUACCUUCUCUUCUACUUCCACUCCACGACUCACAGUGGAGUCGAGGGCUACUACCACUUCGUCCUUGUCCUCCUUAUUCUCCUCUGCGUCCUAUCUUGCAUUGCUGGGGCCCUUUUUCCGACCAGUUUCCCCGUCGAUCUCAUGAAUGGAAUUGGCAUCACCCUCCAGGGCCUGUGGUUCUAUCAGACUGCUUUCACCCUUUAUGGCUCAAUGAUGCCAGAGGGAUGCCAUUUAAAGCUCAAUGAUGUUGUUUGUCGAUCAUCAGAGCUGGAAAUCCGAGGAGAACUACUUGCUAACUUCCAGCUUUUUGCUUUGAUCUUUGCUGUUAUUGUUACAAUUCUUGGGUUUUAUUGGCUAGCAGUGACUCAACAUCCAGAUUCACGAAAUUUGCUUUCUGUAGCUGAUGAUUCUGACAUAUGACGAAAGAAAAUAUGCUUUCUGUCACUAACAAAUGCACCAAGAAAAAUAACCUAUGAUGGCACGUGUCUGGAUUUUCAACAUUAAGAAAAGGGGGCAACAUGCAGUUUGUCUUCUUCAGGAGAGCAAGGUCUUGAAGCGGGAAACAAACAUCAGCGGAUCAAUGGCCAAUGGGUAGACUAUCAUGGUUAAAAUGGCAACAGGGGUUGUCAGAAGGUGGUAGUUGCACCAAUUAAAAUCAGAGGGUAGGCUAAGUUGGCAUGGAUAGGGCUGCUGCUCCUGUCUCUGACAACAAGGGGAAUGCAUAUUUCUUGAGAUUUUUUCUGUUUUCCUAGUAGAAAUGUUCUAUGUGAUCCUAAGUAUUGUCAAUGCAGCAAGUGUGGUACUUUCUUGUGUCGA